Molecule: messenger RNA, 837 nt
Organism: Adineta steineri
Lineage: Eukaryota; Metazoa; Rotifera; Eurotatoria; Adinetida; Adinetidae
Source: the annotation of a GenBank genome assembly
AUGGCUGACAAGAGUGUCAUUAAUAGUACUGUAAAAUGCAAUACUACAAUGUUUAUGAAUUUUCUGCGUUAUUCAAUGCCAGCUUCAGUAUCAAUAGAUAUAUAUCGGCAAACAUCAACAGAAUCGAAACUAGCUUACGAAGUUAUUUAUAUGACAGUGGCUUCACUACAAUUUACAAUGUCUAUCUUCUUCAAUUUACUAACGCUUAGAACUGUAUUACAGAAAAAAAUACGAAUUACAUCAUGUGGAAUCUAUUUAUUAUUCUUUACUUUGGCAAGUUUAAUUGGAAUGAGUAUUUUCUACCUACGAAUUAUUGUAACAUUAUAUUUUAAUGAUGAAUUAGAAAAACAUAAUUUAAUUCAUUGUCGUUUAAGUUCGAUGAUCUUAAAUUGUGCCCAAAUUUUGUGUUUAUGGAUUGGAGCCUUUAUAUCAGUUGAACGAGUGUUGAUAGAAUGUUUUCAUUUUAGUAUUUAUCGCUCCCGAAUUUGUGCUAUCAUAAGUUCACUAUUAAUUUUACUUCUAACUAUAGCAUCAUGUAUAACAUGGUUUUUAGGCACACAAUAUGCAAUACAUCCGAUUAUUCCAACUAUGUAUCUAUGUAAAAUGCGACAAUUACAAUCAACUUGGAUAUUAGUAGAUGAAAUUUUUACCACACAAACAUUUGGAUUUUUAUUCUAUAUUUAUUCGUCGAAUGUAUACAUGAAUCGAUAUCAUGAAGCGUGGAUAAUGAAUUGUACUAAAUUUAGACAUCGUAGCGCGCAAUGCUGUGCUACAAUCAAAUUAAUGAAAAUUUCAAUUGAUAAUGUAAAUAAUUCAUCAAAUAUAACUGCUGAGUAA